This is a messenger RNA of Solea senegalensis (Senegalese sole), 2191 nucleotides long. It is a transcript of the gene dpf1, whose product is annotated as D4, zinc and double PHD fingers family 1. The record is from RefSeq and is a predicted model, not a curated record. Lineage: Eukaryota; Metazoa; Chordata; Actinopteri; Pleuronectiformes; Soleidae. Gene Ontology annotation, biological process: nervous system development. Gene Ontology annotation, cellular component: nBAF complex.
AUGUUGACAUGCGUAAAAACUACACUUCCCCAAAGCUGUCACGGAGCGCUGCCGCCUCCUAUUGGCUGUUGGCUCCAGCCGCAGCCCCAGAGAAUGAAUGAAAUUGAAAUAGCUGCUACAUUACAUGUACAAUACCGGGCUCUGCAGUGUUGCAUUCUAUCACACUGUAUCAAAAUGGCCACAGCGGUGCAGAACCCCCUCAAAACGCAAUCUGGAGGUGCAGUCAUCAAGAACAGUCUUGGUGAGGAGUUUUACAAGGAGGCUAUCGAACACUGUCGCAGCUACAAUGCCCGUUUGUGUGCCGAGCGCUCCAUGCGUCUUCCAUUCCUGGACUCCCAGACCGGUGUGGCCCAGAGCAACUGUUACAUCUGGAUGGAGAAGAACCACCGUGGACCAGGCCAUGCCCCGGGGCAGUUGUACACAUACCCUGCUCGCUGCUGGCGCAAGAAGAGGCGGCUAAACAUCCUGGAGGACCCGCGGCUCGUACCCAUUGAGUUCAAAAUUGACUACGAGGCUUCUCUAAAGAAAGAGGGGGGAAUACCUGACGGCCCCGUGCUGGAGUCGCUGCUUGCUGGGGAAACCUUAGACAAGAAGGUAGAAACCAAGGAAGAAGAGCCCAUGAGUGAAUGUCAGAAGCUGCUUGUCGGGGAUUUCCCUCAUGAGCUGGAGGUGGAUGAGCUGGAAGAAGAUGUUCCUAAGAGAAAGAACCGCACCAAAACACGGGCCUACGGUGUCGGAGGCAUGAGGAAGAGACAAGAGUUGCCUGCCAUUGAAGACAGAGACAAGCCUUACGUCUGUGACAUCUGUGGAAAGCGCUAUAAGAACCGCCCGGGGCUGAGUUACCAUUACACUCACACCCACCUGGCAGAUGAGGAGGGGGAGGAAGACUCGGAGCGACACACACUACCCUUCCAGCGCAAGAACAACCACAAGCCCAAGAAAGCGGCGGACGGCUCAGUGAUCGCCAACGGUUACUGCGACUUCUGCCUCGGAGGCUCAAAGAAGACCGGCUGUCCUGAGGACCUCAUCUCCUGUGCAGACUGUGGACGCUCAGGCCACCCGUCCUGUCUGCAGUUCACAGUGAACAUGACGGCUGCGGUGAGGACUUAUCGCUGGCAGUGCAUCGAGUGCAAGUCCUGCAGCCUGUGUGGCACGUCUGAGAACGAUGACCAGCUGCUGUUUUGUGAUGAUUGUGACAGAGGUUACCACAUGUACUGUCUGAGUCCUCCCAUGUCUGAACCACCGGAGGGGAGCUGGAGCUGUCAUCUUUGUCUGAGACAGCUGAAGGAGAAGGCCUCAGCCUACAUCACACUCACUUAAUCCACGAAGCGGUGCCUCAUUCUCCUUCCUCCUCUCUCAAACCUUCCCCUCCACGCUCCUCUCUGUGCCUCAGCCACUCCCCUCCUCCUCCUCCUCCUCCUCCUUCAGAAUCAGUACCUUUGACCUUUGACACGACCAAGCACACGGCACCAUGCGCAUCUUUGAAGCCAUUCUCCAGUGACGGGCCAAACCUCUGUCCUUUAUCUCAUAUCAAUUCCAUGUUGUGCUUCGGUCCCUAACACAGGAAUUCAUUAGCUGGCAAGUUUGCCAGCGAGACACGCACACACACGCGCACACACACACACACACACACACGCACACACACACACACACUCCAGACUGCCAAGGGCACUUCAGAGGCGUGCUACCCCACAGGAACCCUCUUAAAGGCCCUUGGAAGACCCUCGCUGAUCUUCAGCUGAAAGUCUUUAGAGACUGAACUCUUGUAUUGAUGAGAUGAACAGGUGAAGUGCUGAGGACCGAGCCUGGAAGACUCCAGAUCAUCAUGGAGCCGUCAUGGUGUCCGGUGCAGCAGGACGUUUGGACUCUGCACUCAGCACUCGAUGACCAGCGCAGUGUCAGAGGGGGCGGGGGGGAGUGAAUUGUACAGAAUGAAGACUGAUUUCCCCCCCCCCCAUUUGAAGACACCUGCUCAGACCACCUUUGACCUUUGACCUCACCCCACCCUCUCUCUUUGCAUGAGGUUUCCACAAAUGAACAAUGCAUUUUGAGAUUGAGACUGGGGUUUAAAUGUUUGGAUAAAAGGAAAUAUGGAAUUUUUUUUCGCCCCUACAAUGUAUUUAAAAAUGACGAUUUAGCAUCCUUCACAACCUUUUACCUGACCUCUAACCCCUCAAACACCACCCCAGCC